AUGCUGAGCCUCGGCCAACUGGCUCAGAGUGGAAUGGAUGUGUCUCAAACCGAGUGGGAGGUCUUCAUGUGCUACAGAGCUCUGCGUGAGCUAAGCGGCCACUUCUACCACAGGCUACCCACACCGGUUAAGGACGAGCUGCGAGACGCGGGCCUGUGCCAUUACAUGGCGAUAAUCCGAUCCCCAGAAGGCCAGCUGAUCCAGUUCGACUUCGGACCCCGCGGCAAGGAUGUGGAAUGGCGGCCGGCCAGCAACAACAGCAGCAACAGCAACAGCAGCAGCAACAGCAGCAGUAGCAGCCUCCAGAUCGCCGGGAACAGCAACACAGGAGGACUUCGCCGAGAUCAGCUGCUGCAGUGCACGAUGAGCUGCAGCAAGCCAACCCCCCCCACCAUCUCCACUUCCUCCACUACCACCACCACCGCCACCACCACUGCUACUACCACCACCAACUGCAGUCGCAAGGAGGGAUGCAGCAGCAGCAGCAGCAGCAGCACGAUGGACCGGAGCGAGGGUCGCAGCAGCAGUAGCUGCGGCUGCUGUGAUUCCGGCUCGUUUCGCCAGCAGGCGCAGCGGAUGGGGCUGCAGGGUCUGGCGUGCAACGCGCUGCUGCAGCACGGCGGCGGGCACGGCAGCGGCAUGGCGAGCCUCACGCUCCACCAGAUGGACCUCGCGGACUGCGCCAUUCCGCCGCCCAACGGCGAGAUCCGCGAAGAGCUGAUCGGAGCGUUGCCUGAAACCGCGGUGCGCGUGGGCGUGACGCGCAUGUCCAUCGCCGACAUGCGCGCCUUCUACUCCUCGCUCGACUUCAACUACCUCCUCAACCGCAACGACUGCAGGCAUUUCGUCGACGCCUUCGUGCACUACACCACCGGCGUGGACCGCGCCUCCUCGCGCCUGAUCCGCGCCAACAUGAACCUGCGCAUGCGCGCGCGCCCGUGGCAGCCCGUCGACCCCGUUAUAAUCAUUUGCCAGCGCAUCCUGGAGAAGGAGAACACCUACCGCGUUUUCACCGCCUGCCACGCCGCCUUCACCUCCCUCUCCUCCGCCGUUCUCCUCCGCGUGGGGAUCCAAUCCGGCCGCCUGCAUCAGCGCUUGGCGCGCGUCGUGCAGUCUUCCGCCAUGGUCGCUCUCCGCCGCGCGCUCCCCCAAGCUUCCGCCAUAGGCGGCGGCGCAAUCUUCCGCGCGGCCGGCGGGCCCUUGGGGAUGCUUUCCGCCGCUAUGGCCGCCGGCGCUGUGGCGGCGGCGGCGGCGGUGGCGGCUACCGGGAUGCGCGUGCGCGGAAUGGCGACCCGGCAGCUGAGGCAGCUCGUGGGGCUGCCGCACCGCCAACACUGGCAGAAACCAAAGCCUGUGCUUGCGCUGGCGCCUGCGCCAGCGCCGGCGCCGCUUCCCCAGGCGGCGGUUUCGUUGGCGGCAGUCGCGGCGGGGCCAGUGGGCGUGGGGGCGGUUCAGCAGCAGGUGGCUGUGGCGACAGUGGCGCCAGCGUCGGCCGCUGUCGCUGGUGCUGUGGCAAGUGGUGGUGCAACGACAACCGGUCUUGGAGGUGUCGUGAUGAGAAUAGAGGUGCCUGUGGUGGGGCCUUGCAGCGUGCCGACUGGAAUAGCUCUGUCUCCUGUCUCUCCGAGGUCUCCCAACUCCCCUAAGGUGCCCCCGCAACAGCAGCCGGGGCAGCAGCAGCAGGGGCAGCAGGAGGUGCAGGCGUGCUCAGCACAACCACAGCAGCAGGCGCAGCAGCAGACGCAGCAGGGGCAGCAGUCGCAGCAGCAGCAGGUGAAUGCUGCGACCUGGCCGUCGGGGACGCGACGAGCUCGCAAGGCGAAGGCAACAACAGAGCUGAAGGCGGAGAAGAAGACCAGGAAGGCUGCUCCGGCUGGCUCCAAGAAAACCAUCAAGUCAGGGACGAAGGCGUUGCGAUCCGCAGUUUCGUCCAGCAGCAACAGCAGCAGCUGCAACAGUGGUCUCAGCAAGGGAGGCAACGGCAAGGGUGGCAGCAAGGCGUCAGAGGCUAAGGGUGGCCUGCCAGGACUGCUGGCGCACUUUUCCCCGCUCUCCUCGCUCCUAGUGUCCAAGGCAGCUGCUCUGGGCAAUGGCUUGAAGACGUGCCUGGACAGCCGCCCGUUGCUGAACGAUCCCCUGCAGCUGGCGGCUCUGCCAUGA
Molecule: messenger RNA, 2160 nt
Organism: Closterium sp. Naga37s-1
Lineage: Eukaryota; Viridiplantae; Streptophyta; Zygnematophyceae; Desmidiales; Closteriaceae
Source: the annotation of a GenBank genome assembly